Solanum tuberosum (potato) is the source of this 1108-nucleotide messenger RNA. Its product is annotated as proline-rich receptor-like protein kinase PERK3. The record is from RefSeq and is a predicted model, not a curated record. The transcript is spliced from 4 exons. Bases 18 to 797 code for a protein of 259 amino acids. Gene Ontology annotation, molecular function: ATP binding; protein tyrosine kinase activity. Gene Ontology annotation, biological process: protein phosphorylation. NCBI's taxonomy places the organism in Eukaryota, Viridiplantae, Streptophyta, Magnoliopsida, Solanales, Solanaceae.
GUGCAGGGGAUAUAAGAAUGUCUCUCAGUUGGGAAAAGAGGCUAAAAAUAGCUCUGGGUGCUGCCAGAGGCUUAGAAUAUCUUCAUAAACACAACAUCAUUCAUAGAGAUAUUAGACCUAACAACAUCCUCAUCACACAUGAUCAUGAAUCACUGUUAGGAGAUUUUGGACUUGCAAAAGCGGCGUAUGAUGAAUCACAACAUUCUUCUGGUAACAACGUGGUUGGUACUUUUGGAUAUAUGGCACCAGAAUAUGCAGCAAGUGGAAAGUUCUCGACUAAAACAGAUGUUUAUGCUUUUGGAGUUGUUCUGCUGCAGCUUAUCACUGGACUCAAGAACACAGACAACUGUCUUGAAGAUAAAAGUCUUGUUGAAUGGGCAAUACCUCUUCUGGAGCAAAAGAAUUAUCCGCGUCUAAUUGAUAAAAGUAUUGUCGAUUCCCAUGAUUUCCAUCAGCUAUUUUGGAUGGUUGAGUUAGCAGCAAAAUGUCUCGAAAAGGAUCCUGAUAAGAGGAAUACCAUGGAAUGGGUGGUUAAGAUUUUGAGUGAUAUAAUGGAAGGAAAUGCUGAUACUUCUAUAGACUUCAACACCAAAAGCAAUAAUGAAGAUGAUAAAAUUCUUGGAACAGUAACAACUUCUUCUUCAUUUUCAACAGACAGAACAUGUUCAUCAAAAAGGUGGAGUCCUUCAUCAUCCAAUAGUACUCAUGAAGAAUGUGAAAGUAGGAAGAUCCCUCUCAAACAUAAAGGGGCAGCUCCAAACAAAAGCAAACUACUUUAUAAAGAGAUGAUUCAUUGAGUAGUUCGUUUUAAUUAAAGGCGGAUCCAAGAUUUAAACUCUAUGAGUUCAAUCUAUAAAGUUGUCUAUGGAAAACAACCUCUCUACCUCUGAGUUAGGAGUAAGGUCCUAUAUACACUUGACCCUUCCCAGAUCCCACUUUGUGGAACGACAUUGGGUAUAUGUUGUUUUUGUUGAGUUCAAUCUAUAAGGUUCUAAGGAUUGGACUUGUCGUGUUUCUAAAACUAUGGGUUCAUGUAUAUUAUUUGUUGCAUUUUGAGUAAAUUUCUACGCAUAAAUUUAUGUUUCGCGUUGAAGGUAUUGGGUUCCAA